Molecule: messenger RNA, 1138 nt
Organism: Tetranychus urticae (two-spotted spider mite)
Lineage: Eukaryota; Metazoa; Arthropoda; Arachnida; Trombidiformes; Tetranychidae
Gene: elm
Product: calcineurin like EF-hand protein 1 elm
Molecular function (GO): calcium ion binding
Source: RefSeq, a predicted model, not a curated record
CAAUGCACACCUCUUUUGAAAAAAAACAUCAGAACCUUUAUUAAGGUUUUUAGUAGGAAAAAUAGUCUUAUUUGAAACCUACUUAAUAAUUGUGACUUGAAGUUGAGUUACAUCUUAAUCAACAUCAUUUGUAUCAUCUACAGAUCCCCACUUAAAACUAACCAUGGGAAGUCGAUCUUCUCUGAUGCUUCAAGAUGAGGAAAUUGCUAUAAUCCAAGAAGAAACUGGAUUUACGCCAAAUCAAAUUGAAAGAUUAUACAGUAGAUUUGCUUCACUGGAUAAAGGUGACAAUGGAACUUUGAGUCGUGAUGAUUUCUUACGGAUUCCUGAACUCGCCAUUAAUCCACUUGGAGAUCGUAUAGUUCAGGCUUUUUUUGGUGAUGAAGAAAGAAUCAAUUUUCGCCACUUUAUGAGAGUUUUGUCAACCUUUAGGCCUGUUAAAAAGAACCGUGAUAAUAAGCUUAACAAUCGAAGAGAAAAACUUCGAUUUGCUUUCAAGUUAUAUGAUUUAGAUGAGAAUGAAAAGAUUACCCGUGAAGAGUUAUUGGAAAUUUUACACAUGAUGGUUGGAGCAAACAUUUCAAAUGAACAGUUAGCAAGUAUUGCCGAUCGUACCAUCAUGGAAGCGGAUAAAGAUGGUGAUCAGUGCAUAUCAUUCGAGGAAUUUUGUAACAUCUUGGAAAGAACUGAUGUCGAAGAGAAGAUGUCGAUUCGUUUUCUUCAUUGAAAAAGGCCUUUGAACACGUCCAAUUACGGAAAAGGUUAACAUAACGCGCAAAAACGGAACGUUACUAUUGAUAUUAAAAGUGAGCUGGAGUUAAAUGGUUAAAUUUUACCUGGAUGAUACAAAAUUAAUUUUAUAAAUAUACAUAGGAAGAUGAAUUUAUUGUUAAACUUUAUUUCUGGAGACAAUUUUGAAAGAAAUAAUUUUGUUUUUAAUAAAAUCAUGAAAUUUAAAGUUAACUAAAGCACAAUGCAACCAUUAGUGAAGGACCAUUUGAAUUUUGUUGUCAAAUCUUAAUUAUAAUCCAAUGUUUCAUCAGUGUAAUAAAUCACAAUUUCAAGAAAAAUGAUCUCAUUUACUUGAACAUUCAAAGUUUUUAGUUUAAUUGAGAUUAAAGUUGUUGCAAAUUAAUUA